Messenger RNA from Xylaria bambusicola, 3367 nucleotides. RefSeq lists its product as uncharacterized. Bases 108 to 2819 code for a protein of 903 amino acids. Gene Ontology annotation, molecular function: double-stranded telomeric DNA binding; protein homodimerization activity. The transcript is spliced from 5 exons. The record is from RefSeq and is a predicted model, not a curated record. NCBI's taxonomy places the organism in Eukaryota, Fungi, Ascomycota, Sordariomycetes, Xylariales, Xylariaceae. Gene Ontology annotation, biological process: telomere maintenance via telomere lengthening.
CGUACAACGGCGCUGUCCAUUAGAGACUGAUCAGGCGCAGCAGAGAUCUAUAGCCAAUCUUCAACAAAAAUACAUGAUAUGAGCUGUCAAAUACCUUGAGUCAAAUUAUGGCUGAUGUUGAAGCGGCAAUCGCUGCUGCCAUGAGCGCAGCUGCGCCAACUGCCCCGCCAAUGAGCCCUGUUCUUGGACCCGAAACCUUCUCUGGGGAUGCGAUGAUCGUCGACAGCGAGCCCCUCCAACCACCACAACUGUCGCAUUCACCUCAGCCACCAUUGAAGCGAUCCCGCUCCCCAAGCGAUGGCAGGCCGGUUGGCGGCGAUGAGGACCGAGACGAGAAGCGUGUGAAAAUAGAACCUGCUGCUGAUGGCGACCUGGAUGAGAUAGCACGAAUGGUUCAGGCUGUGCAGGCUUCUGUAAUGAAGGAGUUCCUGUCAGCUCCAGAGCCAGUUCUAGAACACAAGACCGAACCCGAGCCCGAGCUAGUAUCUCACGUAGCGCAGCCCGAUGAAGUUUUCGAGACGACAGAACACGAGCAACUCAGCAUUGAAUCGGUUUUAGAGGCUGCUUUGAACCAAGAAAGAUCACCGUCAGGGGACAUGGAACCCAGGCCGGAUACUUUAUGGAACAAUCCACGAGAUUACACUCGAAGAAAGCAUAUAAUUCCGGCACUUGGUGCCUUGGCUGUCGACAUCUUGAUAGCUCUGUCAGAACAAACACUAGAGGAUACCGUGGCGACUUUCACCAGUGACCUCGACUCCGACAUUACAAAGGAAUACGGUGUCUUGCGGGCGGCGUUUGAAAUUCAACGUAGACAGUUAUUGCAACCGCAAGACACAUCGCCAUUCCUUGACGCCCGUAAACUUAGAAUCAAGGAUCAUACAAGGGAAGUGAUCCGGAUCGCUAAUCUUGCCUCAACAUGCGCCAGUAUAUUUGGCACGAAUGAGAUAACCCUAGAGGAAGUCAACAACCACUUUCUACGUAUAUUUGUCCCAACAGGUCGAUCUUUAAGUGACGACGCCGCGGAGUUAUACUUGGGAUUGAAAACACAGCUGUUUAUAGCUAUUCUGGAUGGCGAUCUUGACAAGUCUAAGGAACAGCUACUUCAGGACCUUUUUGUGACUGAUGUUGAAAGUUCCUUACGAGCUCACCAUCCUAAUCUCCCUUUGUCAACAACGGAACUCGACUUCAUAGCCAACUCAAAAGCGCGGAAAGGUAUGCUAUCAAAUGCUUCUGCGGCUGCAAAUAGUAUAUAUACUCUGAGCAAGCAGUUCACAUACGAGGCUUUCUUGGACAAUCUUAGCACAUAUCUCAACGAUAAUAUAGAUAAAAUCCAGGCGCAGGUCUCGGGCGAAAUGGAGGCUAAAGCCCCCACUGAAAGCCCGGCCCCUGCUGAUGAGGACAUACAUGAUUUGGCAAGCGAAUUUGACUUGAAUGCUGCGAUAGCCGAAGCGUCGAGAGCAGCGGCUGAAGAGGCGCUGCAACCCAGUGCUGAUGAAACAAGCGCAUUUGACGACCUGUCAGCUUUUCUUACAGAGAAUGUGUCUCGAGCUAUCGAACAGUCGAGGCAGGCGGCGACUAGCAUAGAGCUGCCAUCAUCUAUUACUUCAGCUACGGAGAGUGCAUCAAGAGCCACGGCCUUGGCACUAGAGAGUAUCGCGAGGAAUCAAUAUCAUCCGACUGCAUUGCCACAUUCCACCAGCCAAACCCCAUCUUCGACCAAUCAUCACAACCAUCAGCCUCAACAGACACAGACCGCGUCCGCACAAUAUUUCUCUUACCAACAGCAGCAAGUACAACAACAGCAACAACAACAGCAACAAUCUCAACAACAGGUAGCCAACAUACAGACAAAUUAUCAGGCUCCAAGCGAUCACCUACCUCCAAAUCAGAGUGACUCAACACCAGCUCUAUAUGAGCGAGCUCGACAAGCCGCUGCAGCACGAUCUUCAACCCACGCUCGGCGCGAAGGUACUCAUUCUACUCGACGGCCGUGGAGUCCAGAAGAGGAGAAAGCACUCAUGAUGGGGCUUGAUAUGGUAAAGGGUCCUCACUGGUCGCAGAUCUUGUCCCUGUUUGGUCCCAGUGGUUCACUAAGCCAGAUACUCGCGGAUCGCACUCAAGUUCAAUUGAAAGACAAGGCCAGAAACUUGAAGCUUUUCUUCCUGAAAACUGGUUCCGAGAUGCCCUAUUACCUGCAGUGUGUAACAGGGGAGUUAAAAACACGAGCUCCUACCCAAGCUGCCAGAAAGGAGGCUGAGGAAAAGGCAAGAAUGAAUUCUGAAGAGCACCAGGCACAUAUGAACGGAAUUCUCGCGCUAGCUGGAGGCCUUCAAAACAAUACAGCUCAAAGAUCUAGUUCAUCCAGACCAAUGCCCAGCAGCACUACGCCUCAACAACAACAACUUAAUCACAGCCAUUCACACCAAGUUACGCCUAACCCAACACGACAGCCGUCGCAACAAAUAGCCUCUCCUCAGCCACCUCGCCCGACAAUACCUGCGCCUCAGCCAGUCAGUUUGCCAACGUUGACACCGACUAGUCAGCAACAGCAUCCACAGCAACCAUCUAAACCACAGCAAUCGAUACCGCCACCUGAGUAUUCCACAGCAGCACAGACACAAGUCAAAGUAGAAGAGCCUGCCGUGCAACAGCAAGGACCCACAGCAGCCCCAGAGACGCCACCGGUACCAGAUCACAGCAACUUGAGCAUUGAAGACCAAGCGCUUCUCAGUCUCAAGGCCGCCAUGGAAGGCGAAUCUGCCGCUGCUGCCGCCGCACAAUCGGCCACGACCUUUAUCAAGCAGGAAGAACAGCACUAGCCUCUUACAUAUUGCCGCGACUGCUGGUACAUGAAGCAGAGUCAUCGCCUCCAUCUCUUUAUCAAUAAUGAUGAUAAGUAGAUGGGACACGAUGACAUGGGAAUGUUACAUAACUUCGUGCAUAUAUUAUGUUCUUCUUACAACCCUUUUCUUUUUAUUAUUUUUUCACAACUCUGAGCCCUUGCUAUCGGCCUUUUCAUUCUGGCUGAGGUGAUGGGGAUAUGGUUUCGAUGUUUGAUACCCAUGGCUGAAAGCGGAUCGUGGACUGGGGGGCUGGUUUUAGGCGUCGGGACACACAUGACGAUGGUAACGAAAAUAAAACAAAAAACUUCGAGUUCUAGAAGUUCUACGGAAAUGGAACGGGGUGUUUAUACUGUGUAGCGUAGUGUAGUUUAGUGUAGAACUUGCAGGCGUAUUAGAUGGUGGUGACGAGUAACUGCUGAAUGCGACGGGAUGUCGUUAACUACUGGACUUAAUCCAGAGCUGUAUACUGACAAAUGCGAUUGAAUUCGGUAGGACUUAUUAAUACAGUGUUUGACUUCCUCCUA